AUGUCAAACCCCAACUUCCGCUCCCAAUUCCGAAGCUUCAGCUUCGGUCCCCGUACUGCAACAAUGCCACGCAAUGGCUCUGUGGAUGAGCGCACUGGCCUCCUCCGUGGCUCAUUCUCCGGUCUUGCGCCUCACGAACAUGAUGGCCCCCAUCGUCACCCCAAGGAUUCUCGUCUGUGGGUGCAGUGGCCGACCCAUGUAGUUCAUCUGACCUGGAAGACCCUGGUUCGGGACUAUGUCAACCUGCUGCUGAUUUGUGUCCCGUUGGGCAUCGUGGCUGGUGCUUUGGGCUGGGAUUCGACAGCGGUGUUCACGCUGAACUUCUUUGCCAUCAUUCCGCUGGCUUCCUUGCUGAGCUUUGCAACUGAGGAGCUGGCGGCAACGAUGGGCCAGGCCCUCGGUGGCCUGAUGAAUGCUACUUUUGGCAAUGCCGUCGAGUUGAUCGUCAGCAUCAUCGCCCUGAAGGAUAACCAGGUUCGCGUGGUGCAAGCCAGCAUGCUUGGCAGUAUUUUGUCCAACAUUCUGCUUGUGCUGGGCUGCUGUUUCUUCGUCGGUGGAUUGCGAUACCGCGAACAGUCAUUCAACAGUACCGUUGCGUCUACGAUGUCCUCGCUCAUGGCUGUUGCUUCUGCCUCGCUGAUUAUCCCUGCGACCCUCUACGCUGCCAUUUCGAACAACAGCGACUCCGCGCCGGGUAAUGAUGACAACCGCGCGGCCCAGCACAACAUUCUGAUUCUGUCUCACGGCACCUCGAUCAUCCUCCUCUUGAUCUACGUCAUGUACCUCUACUUCCAGCUGCGAUCCCACUCCGAUCUCUUCGAAGAGACCAAUGGCAGUGAUACGGAGACAGGUGCUCCGGCCGAAGAGGAGGAGGAAGAGGAAGAGCGCAUUCUUAGCCCUUGGGCUGCGACCGUUGCGCUGGUCGUCGUGACCGUUCUGGUCUCGAUCUGCGCCGACUACCUCGUUGGCAGCAUUGACAGCAUCGUCGAGAAGACCGGUAUGAGUAAGACAUUUAUUGGUCUGGUACUGAUUCCCAUCGUUGGUAACGCCGCGGAACAUGUGACUGCCGUGGUUGUUGCAUACAAGGACAAGAUGGAUCUGGCAAUUGGUGUUGCUAUUGGUAGCAGCUUGCAGAUCGCGCUGUUCGUCACUCCUUUCUUGGUCAUUCUGGGAUGGAUCAUCAAUAUUCCCAUGACUCUGCACUUCCAAACAUUCGAGACCGUCGCCUUCUUCAUCUCUGGCUUGGUGGUUACCCUGCUCAUUCAGGAUGGAAAGUCCAACUAUCUGGAGGGUGGCAUGUGUCUCGGCAUGUAUAUCAUUCUUGCCCUAGCCUUCUACGUCUAUCCCGAUAGCGUGGUCAACUAA
This is a messenger RNA of Penicillium olsonii, 1365 nucleotides long. Lineage: Eukaryota; Fungi; Ascomycota; Eurotiomycetes; Eurotiales; Aspergillaceae. The record is from the annotation of a GenBank genome assembly.